UUCCGGCGGGAGCGCGGAGACCCGAGCGUGGGUGAGGCUGCGGCUGCGAACGCGGCUGUUUUGUCCUCUGGUACCCGCCAGCAUGCCUCACCUGGAAAACAUGGUGCUUUGUCGCGAGUCCCAAGUGUCCACCUUGCAGUCCCUGUUUGGAGAGAGACAUCAUUUCAGCUUUCCAGCCAUUUUUAUUUAUGGACAUACUGCCAGUGGAAAGACCUAUGUAACACAAACUUUGUUGAAAACUUUAGAGCUUCCACAUGUCUUUGUGAAUUGUGUUGAAUGCUUUACCUUGAGGCUGCUUUUGGAACAAAUUUUAAACAAGCUGAAUCAUCUUAGUUCUUCAGAGGGUGAAUGUUCUACUCAAAUAACCUGUGAAACAUUUAAUGACUUCGUUCGCUUAUUUAAACAAAUAACCAAAGCUGAAAGUCUCAAGGAUCAGACUGUAUAUAUUGUUCUUGAUAAAGCAGAGUAUCUAAGAGAUAUGGAAGCAUAUCUUUUACCUGGAUUUCUUAGGUUACAAGAAUUGACUGACAGAAAUGUGACUGUUAUCUUUCUCAGCGAGAUUGUUUGGGAAAAGUUUCGUCCAAAUACUGGAUGCUUUGAGCCAUUUGUCUUGUAUUUCCCUGAUUAUAGCAUAGGUAACCUUCAAAAGAUUCUAUCCCAUGAUCAUCCUCCAGAGUAUUCGGCUGAUUUCUAUGCUGCCUACAUUAACAUUCUUCUUGGAGUUUUCUACACCGUCUGUCGAGAUUUGAAGGAGCUCCGGCAUCUGGCAGUACUUAAUUUUCCUAAAUAUUGUGAACCUGUUGUUAAAGGAGAAGCAAGUGAACGUGAUACUCGCAAACUCUGGAGAAAUAUUGAACCUCAUUUGAAAAAAGCCAUGCAGACUGUUUAUCUCAGGGAGAUAUCAAGUUCACAGUGGGAAAAGCUACAGAAAGAUGACACAGAUCCAGGACAACUGAAAGGUCUCUCGGCAUAUACUCACAUGGAACUUCCGUAUUACUCUAAGUUUAUUCUCAUUGCUGCAUACCUCGCUUCUUAUAAUCCAGCAAGAACUGACAAAAGGUUUUUCCUUAAGCAUCAUGGGAAAAUUAAGAAAACCAACUUUCUAAAGAAACACGAAAAGACAAGCAAUCAUCUCCUCGGACCAAAACCAUUUCCACUAGACAGAUUACUCGCAAUAUUAUAUAGUAUUGUGGAUAGCAGAGUUGCUCCAACAGCAAAUAUCUUCUCCCAGAUUACCUCUUUAGUGACUCUUCAGCUAUUAACCCUGGUUGGCCAUGACGAUCAGCUUGAUGGACCAAAAUACAAAUGCACAGUAUCUCUAGACUUCAUCAGAGCUAUUGCUAGGACGGUGAACUUUGACAUAAUAAAAUACUUGUAUGAUUUCUUGUGAAAACAAGCUUCAAAGCCAUAUGGACACUGUGACAAUGACUAAGCCAAGCUGUGUUCAUCCAACUACUCAGUUGGCCAGGGAGAGGAGUUCUUUGGCUCUAUUGGAUUUGUCCAGACAGGUGCUGGCCCAGCAUGGAAUCUGAUGAAAAUACUCUGAUUGGUCUGGGUGAAUGUGAGCAGAAGACUAUUUACCAGGGACCCUGGAGUAUUUGGAAGGAACGUGUUAAUUAUAAACAGCAGGGUUUGAGCACAAUCUGUUCUACUCUUAAUGAUGUUAUCUCAACACUGAAAUUGCCUGAAACCCAUUUACUUAGGACUACAUUUUACUCUGUGAACUAUCCCCUGCACUUUGAAUGUGCCAGCAGCCCUUGUAUAUAAGCCCAGUCUUUUCACUUCCUCUCCACAGGAGCCUCUGCAGUUGCUUGCCAAAGCAGAUUUUCCUAAGGCCACCACUUUAAAAAAUCAUAGUUGCAAAAUAUAAUAAGUAGAAGUUUUUUUUUUUUUUUUUUUAAGAUCCAAGUUUGUAUAUGCUUAUCUUUCACCCUGAUUUUCUCAAAAGGCAAGGUAGUUUGAUCAGAUAUAGGGCAGCUUUCCACCUCUAAGCCUACUUUGAUAACUGCAGUAUGCUUAGGUGAGGUUUAUCUGGUCACUUUUGCAAUUAACUACCCAACAUAGCUUUUUAAUCUGCAUGAUGGUUUUCUUUCCUUUUUUUAACCAUUGGCCUUUAAUAGUUCCACAAUAAAAUUUUUGCCUGUUAUAUCAGUUAUGAACCUUGGGUCUGAUUUUCUUGUCUAUUCAUAUUUUUUAAGACAUUUUCUGUUAGCAUGUAAAUGCUUGAAAAUUAUUUUGAGCAGCUUUAAAGUGCUUAAUUACGGAGCCUAGUUUAAAUUUCAGUUGCAUUUUAUUCUUUCUUUUUUUGAAGAAAAAUUCUCACAAUAGGCACCCCAAAUAGGAAGCCUUUUCAUGUAGUGACUGGCACUUUCUGGAUCAAAGAAAACGAGUGGUUGUCUCCUUGCAUUUAUUUAGAGGUCCUGAGUAGGGGAAGGAAUGAAAUUCCUUUUUGUCUGCCUACACAAGAUAGCAGGGAGCACCCUCACCCUGUGUCUCUUGUCCCAUGGAAAAUGGUGAAAUUUUGUGUUCCACAGAUGUUCGUAGAAGCCAGGACCAGGGAAAAGCCAUGUGCAUUGCAAAUUCAGGCUUAGGCUUACUGCACGUAGAAAUCUGUGUAUCAUUCAAGUAGAAGGCAGUUUGAGUAGCUGAUUCAAGGAAGAGCAAUGCCACUUCGGGGAUUUUCAGCCCCUCAUAGUUUGCUAUAAAGUGGCAGGUCUGCUGUGCAGCUUGCUUGGAUAGCCUGGGACCAGUCUGCCUUUUGAGGGAAGAACUCUGGAAUAUGAGGGGGCACAGAGAUUGUCAAAUAGGGAACUGGGGAAGACAGAAAGGAGGCAAGGUUUCCUGUAUGUGACUCUCCCUGCCUUCUCACUGCUGGCCACCUGUCCCCCGCCCAGCACCUUGCUUAUCUUGUACUGCCCCACACUGUGCCACCAGCCCUAUGUAUGGCUUCCCUGCAAAACACCUUGUAACCAGAUUUUCCCUGCCUCUGACUAGCCAUAAGAACUUUAUGUUUUGUAAUUUACUUACUAAUGGCUUGCUAAAUGACUCACUAACUAACUUGAUUAAUUUAUUUAAACGAAGACUAACAGAGCUUAAUGUGGAUAUUAGCAUUUUAACAAGGGUCAUCUGCAAAUGAAUUUUCUAAUUGGAAGAUAUAAAUCUCCAAUUAGGGGAGGGAAUCUAAUGAUGAGAAUGAUGCUGGCUGGUGGGCCAGAUAUUUCUGUUAAAAGAGGAGGUGCCUAAAUUAUAUUAAGCAUCUAUUCUACCUAGAUCUAAAAAUGAUUUAGGUGGUAGAAGAACACAGUUACCAGGCUGUGGGAUUUUAGAUUUUUUAUACAUGGUUGAUCCUCCAUUUAAAAAAUGUCUUCUUUCCAUUACCAUGACUCAGAUAUACAUAGUAAGGUGGAGACCUUAUUCCCCCUCUUAUUUUCAAGUUAGUUUCAAUCCCUGAAUCAGUCUUCAUUGCUGAAACAGUUCCGUUUCAGUAACUCUGGAAGGGAUUCUGAUCCAACAAGUCUCUUUUCAUUAAGCCCUAAAAAGUCAAAAAGGGGUCAAGUCUCUAGGGCAGCAGUUAAGAGCUGGGGCUCUUUAGUCAGACUACCUUUGUCAAAUACCAGCUGUAUCUCUGGGAGCUGUGUGAUGUUAGAUAAAUUAUUGAAUCUCUCUGUGCCUCUUGUUUUCUCACCGAUACAAUGGAAAGUAGAACUUCCCUCAUGCAGCUGUUUGGAGAAUUAAUAAAUAAGUUGAUAUAUUUAAGGUGGUAGAUCUCAACUGGAGGCAGUUUUGCCUGCCAGAGAAUAUUUAGCAAUUUCUGAAGACAUUUUUGGUUGUCACAGCUGGGUGUGGGGUAGGGGAGGGUAGAGACCUGGGAUGCUCCUGACCAUCCUAAAUGCAUGUCCCACAACAGAAUUAUCUGGUCCAAAGUAUCAGUAGUGCCAAGGUUGAGAAACCCCGAUCUAAGUAAGGUACUUGACACUUUGUAAGUGCUCAAUAAAUGUUAGCUAUUAUUAUCAUGAAAUAUUUGUGACCUCGAAAGGAGUUAAGUGACAGAAUAUGACAACAUUCCAACUAAAUAGAGAAGAGGUACUCUUACCUAAUCCUAUCUAGGAAACUUAUUUCUUGUUAAAGAUUUUUGAACUAUUCAAAUGGACGCAAUACCUUGGAUUUUUAUUUUUAGAAUUGAAGGAUUUUCUACUGGGUUCUAAUUCACAUGUAGGUUUCAUUACUUAUCUUUCAGGAUCUUGUUGAAUAGUCAAAAGCAUGAACUGAGAAUGAUCAAUCAGAGAGCAGGUGACUGAGGAGUUACAUUGUUUGCCCUCAAGGUGUGAUGGCUGUACAAUUAGUGGUAUACCUCCGACGGAUUUAGUUAACCAACAACUGUUUAAUGUAAUUAAGGUGGUCUGGAGCAAGGAAAGCUCAGCAUAAGAAGAAGCCUCCUUUGUUACUCCAAGGUAUGCCCUACUCUGCUUGUACUAUGCAAAGAAAAGUAAUGGACCAAGUCCAGGAAUAAUGCAUCCCUUAUUGCAUUAAGUACUCAGAUAGUCUCUAAAAUAGUAGAUGAAAUGCCACAACUGCCCAUGUAUUUGACCAGGGCUGUAAUAGCAUCCUCUGCUUUGACCUGAAGUCUCACACUGUUGAGUACCAUAGUUGCAUGUUAUGCCUUUUUCCAUGAGAAGAGACUUAGAUUGGAGGAAAUUAACCAGAGGUUGAUAUUAUUCAGCUUCAUCCCCUACAUUUUGAAAGCUUCAUCUCCUACAAAGUGUGACUGUAUCAUAUGUAAAAUAGUUUAGAUAAUUUUGUAUGUAAUUGCAGUCUGCUGACACAAUUUGCUUUCAGAAACGCUUAGUAGAGCUCAAAGAAAUCUUUGCUAUCAAGAUAUCAACAUUUCACUCAAAUUUGCUGUUAAAUGCCCUCAAUGCACAGUUAGUGUUCAUUUUCCAGCAGUGACACAUUCUUGAAGCACAGUUUGAGAAGUAGAAAUUUGGUAGAGCGGAGAAAAUUAUAAUCAAUUCAUUCAUUUAACUGCAUGUUGAUGCACAGUAAUGAUGGGAUUUUAGGAGGCAUUCAGCUGUUUGAGUAAAUAGUGGUAGCUUUGGCAUGAGAAAAGAGUCUGGAUUUUAGAGGCAGUAGAGAUUCGCUUGAGGUUUUGGAUAAACCAUAAUCCAUUUCAUUGGUCUUUGAGGAAGUUGAGAGUCCUAUUUAAUGGGAGUUCCCAUGAAAUUAUUCAGUAUUCAUCAAAAAAAAUUACUAAGUACCAUCUAUGUGUCAGGCAUUGUGUUGGGUGUAGGAGUAGGAGAUACAGCAGUGGACAAAGGAGACAGAUUUCUGUCCUGGACAACAGGUGCUGUCAGCAUUGGGAGAGCCGUUCCUCGAAAUAGGAAGUCCUGAGGGAACGACUAGGUCUGUGGGAUGAAGAGGAUCAUGAGUUCAGUUUUGAACCUGUGCCAUUGAGGUGCUUAUCCAAGUGGAGUGUGAAGUGUGUAGCUGGAUCUAGUUAGAGAUCAAAGUUACUGCCAAGCAUUAAUGUAAGGGUCACCAGAAUAGAGGUGAAAACUGUUCUUGACAUAGUGAGGGAGAAACCAUCUUGAAAUGAAUUAAGAAGGUGGUCAUAGCUAUUGCUAAUCAACUCACCACAGAACUGCAGGUUAAUUUUAUUCUUUCAAAUAAGAGUUCUCCACUAUUCAUAUAAACCCCAUCCCUUUCAGUAUAAGAAGUGGCAGUAAGAGACCUGGGCUAAGUCCCAUUUAGUAUUUGGUCCCAAAAGGAAAAACCAGACCCACUUAGCAUCUUAGUUCUGUGGAGAAUGUUAGAUCCAAACACAUGAUUUUAUCACUUUGGACCAACUUUCAUAAUAAUAGAGGCAUUGCACUGGCUUAUGUGUGCCCUAGAAUUUCCGAAACCACUUUAGGUUCACUUUCUCUGGGAAGGAACAUUCAGCCACCCUAGUUCAUGGGAUUCAUCCAGCUGGAAAUGAAGAGAGCCUUAGCGGAACAGAGAUGCACUAACCCCAUAAGCAUCCAUGAGAAAGGAUGCUGAAAUAGAAACCCUGGCUGUUUUCUACAUCAAUCUUUCUUUUUUUAAUUGAAAAAUAUUGAUAACUAAAGCCUAGUCAUCGAGAGGAUGGAAAGACAUGGGAAAGAGCCACGUGGCUUGAGGAGGGAUAAAACAGGCAGCUGCUACAAAUGCCUCUGAGUGUAAAAACAUAAUAAUUAAGCUGAAGUGACCUACAGAGAAAAAUAAGUAGAUCUAAAAAAUCGAUUUUUUAAAAUUGUGAUAUUGUAACUGAAAGUUAUGUGGGAGAAAUAAAACAUGUACCAAUAAAAAGAAAUUUUCUUAGAUUACUAGACUAGGAGAGCUAACUCCCCAGCUUAGGUAAGAGUAAAACUUUGGAAAUGUUGAACAGAAGAGGACACUGCCUACGGCUCCCUGCAACCUGGGCUGGUUGCCUGAUUUCUUUUUUUUUUUUUUUUUUUUUUGAUGUUGGGGGUAGGAGCUUAUUUAUUUAUUUAUUUAUUUAUUUUUGGCUAUUUAUUUAUUUAUUUUGCAUCCUCGCCUCUGUGAGAGGGCUCUCUCUAGUUGUGGCAAGCGGGGGCCACUCUUCAUCGCGGUGUGCGGGCCUCUCACUAUCGCGGCCUCUCGUCGCGGAGCACAGGCUCCAGACGCGCAGGCUCAGCAGCCGUGGCUCACGGGUCUAGUCGCUCCGCGGCAUGUGGGAUCCUCCCAGACCAGGGCUCGAACCCGUGUGCCCUGCAUUAGCAGGCAGACCCUCAACCACUGCACCACCAGGGAAGCCCCUGCCUGAUUUCUUUAUGAUAAAAGUUCUGGGUUAAACUGUAAAAAAAAAAAACAAACCAGAAUGUGAAAUGAAAAGAGCCCCACCCCUGUUUAAAGAGAAAACAAUUUAGAAUUUGUUUUUAAUAAUGCUGUUAUACAUAAUUUAAAAAUCUGUUUUUAAUUAUUAUAAAAGGAACACAUGUUUACUGUGGAAAUUUGGGGCAAUCAUGAAGAAGUAAAAAUCACCAGUUAACAACAUUGAGAGAUAGCCUCUGUAAGUAAAAGUUUUGGUAUAUUUACUUUAGUUACUAUAUUGUUCUGGUAGUUUAAAGAGAAGGGGUAAUUGGGUCUUUUAUAUUGAGAAAGAAAGGACAGAUCAGGUGAAGAUUAAUGAUUCUCAUAGCAGCCUGUGCAACAUGACUGGUAGGACUUAAGUUUGGUAUUUCAUCAAAAUUGUUUAGAGUGACAACGGUUUUUUUUUUUUUUUGUAAAUCACUUACAUCCAAGUAUAUAAAAAUGUGAAACCGCAUCAGCAUAAUGAAAAGCAAUAUAUUUCAAAGCUAUAACAUCAAAAACCAAUUCUCAAAUAUGUGUGGCCAAUAUGUCUCUUUCAGUAGAAUUGCUUAUUUAAAAUGCUUGUCAUGAUAAUAAAAUGGGAGAAAGAACAAAAGAAGCACCAAAGUGGGGGGAGAGAGACAAAAGUUGAAGUAUGGAAGGAGGAGGGCAAUGAAGUAGAUGCUAAUUUGUGGAAAUACAAAUCAGAAAUGGUGUGGAAACAGGACGUUCCAUUAUCCGUAUCUGGAUGACAAAGCAAAACCACCAGUCAUUUAUUUUGAUCAUGAAUCUGCAGUUUGAGCAGAGCUUGGCUCAAAGUGGUAUCCCUUGGGGCAACUUGAGACUGGAGUUGAAUCACAUGAAAGCUGGUUUCCUCACCCUUGUCUGGAGGCUGACACUGGCUGAUGGCUCCUACCUGGAAUACCUACACAUGGUCUCUCAUGUGCUCUCUCCACUUCAUGGAAUGGUGAUGAGGUUCCAGAAGUCAGCAUGCCAAGAGAAACUAGCAGAAGCUGCAUGGCCUUUUCUAAUCAAGCCUCAGAAGUUUCAUAGCAUCAAUUUUGCAGUAUUGUGAUUAAGGCAGUGAUUAAGCCCUCCUUUUAUUUAAAGGGAAGGGAAUUAUUAAACCCACCUCUUGAUAGAAAGAGUGUCACAGAACUUGCAAGCAUCCUUUAAAUCACCACACAGCAUAAUAGGCUGAAAAUAAAAAUAUGGAAUGCAGAUGGAAUACAUUUUAUGUCCUUUAAGAAUUUGAGUUAGUGUGGCAGACUGUUUCUUGUACACAUACCCUCAUCAAACAUCUCUUCUCCUUUCCUCCAAAGCACAGGAGCUCUGGCUGCAAGGGGGCCAAUAUUGUUGGAGUACAGGAGGCAAAGACAACCUUGGUAGGAGAUGGGAUCAGAGAGGUAAUGGGUGCCAGGUCAUGUGUAGCCUUGCAGGACAUUGAAGGACUUUGGUUCUUUUUUUAAUAGGUUGUAAAUAUUUGAUUGCAUUUGCAUAUUUUAACUGUUUCUUUUUUUAAAAAUUUUUAUUGGAGUAUAGUUGAUCUACAAUGUUGUGUUAGUUUCUGCUGUAUAGCAAUGUGUAUCAGUUAUACAUGCAAGCGACUGACAAGGGAUUAAUCUCCAAAAUAUACAAACAGCUCAUUCAGCUCAAUAUGAAAAAAAAAAAACCCAAUCAAAAAAUGGGCAGAGGAUCUAAAUAGACAUUUCUCCAAAGACAUACAGACGGCCAAAAAGCACAUGAAAAGAUGCUCAACAUUACUAAUUAUUAGAGAAAUCCAAAUCAAAAUUACAAUGAGGUAUCAUCUCACACCAGUCAGAGUGUCCAUCAUCAAAAAGUCUACAAACAAUACAUGCUGGAGAGGGUGUGGAGAAAAGGGAACCCUCCUAUACUGUUGGUGGAAAUGUAAAUUGAUACGGCCACUAUGGAGAAUAGUAUGGAGGUUCCUUAAAAAACUAAAAAUAGGCCUACCAUAUGAUGCUGCAGUCCUGAUCCUGGGCAUAUAUUUGAGUACUUAUAUGUGAAAUCUAAAAAAAUGGUACAAAUGAACUUAUUUACAACAUAGAAAUAGAGUCACAAAUGUAGAAAACAGACUUAUGGUUACCAGGGAGGAAAGCAGGGGCGGGAGGAGGGAUAAAUUGAGAGGCUGGGAUUGACAGAUACACACUACUAUAUAUAAAAUAGAUAAUGAAUAAGGACCUACUGUAUAGCACAGUAUUAUCUACUGUAAUACACAGCGCUUCUCAAUACUCUAUAAUGACCUCUAUGGGAAAAAGAAUCUAAAAUAGAGUGGAUAUAGGACCUUGGUUCUUAUUCUUUGUGAGAUGGGGAGAGUUUUGAGCAGAGGAGUCACAUGAUCUGGUUUAGAAUUUUUUGAAAAGGGUUACUGGAACCUAUACUGAGAAUAGAGUGGAAGCAAGAAAAGUAGAAGGCUAUUAAAAAAUCUAAGUGAGAGAUAAUGGUGGCUCAGAUCAGGGUGUUAACAGUGGAGGUGGUGAGAUGUUGUCAGAUUUAGGAUAUAAUUUAAAAGAAAUGUCUGCAUGAUUUGCUGAUUAAUUGGGUGUCAGUUUUGAAAGAAAGAGUCAGGAAUGAUUCCAGGGUUUUUAACGUGAACAUGUGGAAACGUGUAGGGGAGAUAAGAUCAGGAGUUCAUGUGUGGACAUGGUAAGUUGGAGAUUUCUGUUAGGUAUCAAAUUGGAAACGUCAAGGAGGCAGUUAGAUAAAUCUGGAGUUCCGGGUAGAAGCCCAGGUUGGAGAUAAAAAUUCAGGGGUUGUCAGUAUCUAAAUGGGAAUGUGUAAGGGAAAUGUGUACAUGCAGGAAUUAUGGCCAGCUCUUCUGAGUCAGAAAACUACCUUCCCACUGAGCUCCUGCCUAGGAGCGUUCAGAGCCCCUCUAGAAGGUAAACCCCCUCCCUGGGGAGUUGCUUCUAAACUGUAGGGAACCUUCAGUUACUUGUUUCCAUAGGAAGAAGGGAUUCAUGAUAAAAGUGAAAUUUUCUUUUUUUAUAUACUGAAAUUGCAAAUACUAAAUUACUAACUUUAAUACUAAAAUUUCAAAAAAUCUUCGCAACAUUAAAAAGAAAAAUGACAGGAAUGGAGUGAAUGGGUCAUAGAUUUAGAUAUAGCAAUUUAUGCAAUGCCCAGCCAAGACAAAAUGACCUGUAAAUACUGAGUUCACAGAUUGAGUAUGUUAGUUAAUUUCCAAAAUCCAUUCUUUUAGAGCUGUUCUUACCACUAGGAAUUUGCA
Mesoplodon densirostris (Blainville's beaked whale) is the source of this 10078-nucleotide messenger RNA. RefSeq names its product origin recognition complex subunit 5 (gene ORC5). Lineage: Eukaryota; Metazoa; Chordata; Mammalia; Artiodactyla; Ziphiidae. Gene Ontology annotation, biological process: DNA replication; DNA replication initiation. Gene Ontology annotation, molecular function: DNA replication origin binding. The transcript is spliced from 14 exons. The record is from RefSeq and is a predicted model, not a curated record. The coding region runs from base 83 to 1390 and encodes 435 amino acids. Gene Ontology annotation, cellular component: nucleus; nuclear origin of replication recognition complex.